Drosophila guanche is the source of this 923-nucleotide messenger RNA. RefSeq lists its product as uncharacterized. The record is from RefSeq and is a predicted model, not a curated record. The transcript is spliced from 4 exons. NCBI's taxonomy places the organism in Eukaryota, Metazoa, Arthropoda, Insecta, Diptera, Drosophilidae. Gene Ontology annotation, cellular component: nucleus. Bases 273 to 923 code for a protein of 216 amino acids.
AAAACUAAAAUUGUUAACUUUUUAAUUUUGUGGAAAAACGAGUUAAAAUGGGGUUAAAAGUGACUUCAAUUUGUUUCAAUACCUAAAAAUACAGAUUCGUGACCACGGCGUUCAAGGAACUAAAAGAAAACUAAUAAGAAACCCACGCAAAAUAUGUUGGCCCCCAACGUCUUCGACUUCACCGCCACCAAGUAAAAGGAGUGCAGCUGAGUGGGAAAGCUGGAAGUCCGCACCACACUGUCAUAGCCCCGUGAAGUGAUCCCAGCUUAGCCAUGGGCAAGCAUAGAACUGCACAGCAAGAUGCCAUAUUCAUCGCCUUUAUGGAGAGGCACCCAAUGAUAGCCAAAAAUUACAUCAAGGGUGAUAAACUGGCUGCGGAGGCUGCAUGGAAGCGCCUUUCAAAGGAACUAAAUAGCGUGGGCCCGCCUGUGAAAGAAGCUUGUGAGUGGAAGAGAGUAUGGAAAGACUGGAAAAGCUGCAUUCGUAAAAAGAUUACCAAUAACAGGUUAGAGGAUUCAAAUGCCAGCGGCAAAGGCUCGCUGUAUCAGGACACACUCACAGCUCUAGAAGAUGCAGUGGCCGUGAUCUGUGACUUGUAUGAUAUGGCAGACAGCGUGGUUGAGUCUCGUCCAAAGGCACGUCCGGAAAUGUCCAACAGUUUGCAAUUGCACAACAUCAAGACCGACCAGGAUGAGGUCACAACCACAGAUGAAGAUGAUGAGGAAGAUGACGAAUGCGCUAAUCGGGGCAAUGUUAGACGUAUGGGUGAGAAAAUGGAACAGCUCAUUAGGACUUCGAAAACUCCUGCUAAAAAGAGAAAGCUGGUUCAUAAUGAUGUAAGUGCAUUCGAAAUUGGAAACGAAAGCGCGGUGCCGAUGCUAUUGGACAUGCGAUUCCUCAACUUCCUGAACUUAUCUGUCUGA